Cavenderia fasciculata is the source of this 183-nucleotide messenger RNA. RefSeq lists its product as uncharacterized. The transcript is spliced from 3 exons. The record is from RefSeq and is a predicted model, not a curated record. The coding region runs from base 1 to 183 and encodes 60 amino acids. NCBI's taxonomy places the organism in Eukaryota, Evosea, Eumycetozoa, Acytosteliales, Cavenderiaceae.
AUGUUAUUUGUUGCUCUAUCUAAAUCCAUAAUGAUGCAGAAUCUAUCAUUGUCAACAUCUACUACUACUACCACCUCAUCCACACACUAUAAUGUAUUGACACCAUCAACCAAUCAAUCUUUUAAUCAAGUGUCGAUCUUUUCCAAACCACUUUGGAGUCGUUGUCUUCAUUAUUCUUAUUAA